GACUUGCGAGUAAAGACAUCCGCGAGAAAGGGAGGGGGGCGGUGAGGGUCAAGUACGGGGAAGUAGCGUAACAACUUUUUAGGAGUGGUGCUGUGUGAUCGACUUCCACGCUCAACUCACUCACACUGCUCUCAAGAACCCUAACCCAACCCAACCCCCGACACACCAAAAUUCUGAGCCUUCUUCGCUACCUUUCUUGCUGCUGCUGCUGCUGCUGCUGCUUCGACUCAUCUCGAUGAUCCAAUUUCUUUGCCUUGUCCCCUGAUUUCAAUCUCCCUUCCUGCUCUCUAUCUGUUUCGCCAUUCUUUUCCUACAUUUUUAAUUCGCUCAAGAAAUGGAUAUUGAGCAGAAGCAAACCGAGUUCAUCGAUCACUUUGUAAAGCAAGCGUCCUCCCUGAAAGGCUCCGCACUUUCGUCUGUUGUUACUGACGCCACUUCGCACCCUUCCCUCUUCGCCUUCUCUGAAAUUCUUGCCGUUCCCAACGUCGUCGAGCUAGAAGGAACUGAGCAUUCUGUAUAUCUUGACUUGCUUCGCUUAUUUGCAUAUGGAACAUGGAGUGAUUACAAGAGUAAUUCCAGCCGCCUUCCAGAAUUAGGUUCUGAUCAAGCCCUCAAACUAAAGCAACUUACUGUCCUUACAUUGGCUGAGACAAACAAGGUGUUAGCCUAUGACCAACUAAUGCAGGAAUUAGAUGUUACAAAUGUACGAGAACUGGAGGAUUUUCUUAUUAAUGAAUGCAUGUAUGCGGGAAUAGUCAGAGGAAAGUUGGAUCAGUUGCGAAGGUGCUUUGAGGUCCAAUUUGCUGCCGGUAGAGAUUUGAGACCUGGGCAACUUGGGGGCAUGAUACGAACACUAUCAAAUUGGUUGACUACAUCAGACAAUUUGUUGGUCUCAAUUCAAGAUAAGAUAAAAUGGGCCGAUAAUAUGAGUGAAUUGGACAAGAAACACAGAAAGGAUGUUGAAGAUAGGGUGGAAGAAGUAAAGAAGUCACUUUCCAUGAAGGAUGGAAGAAGUAAAGGAGUCACUUUCUUUGAAGUUACAAACUGUGAGCAGGCCAACAUUGACAUCCGAGAGCAUGAGGAGAUCUACUCUGAACCUGGUGGAGUAAUGGACUACGAAGAAGAUCGAAGUCGACCAAAGAGGAGACGACAUCCAAUUUCAUAGAGAUGUGCAUGUGGGAGUUGAAGAACAACCUCUUGUAAGAUGGAUGUCUAAACAACUGCCUGAUUUUUGUUCCUGGCAAAAAAAAAAAAAAAAAAAAA
Messenger RNA from Cucurbita moschata (crookneck pumpkin), 1263 nucleotides. RefSeq names its product COP9 signalosome complex subunit 7-like. The record is from RefSeq and is a predicted model, not a curated record. Bases 335 to 1165 code for a protein of 276 amino acids. Lineage: Eukaryota; Viridiplantae; Streptophyta; Magnoliopsida; Cucurbitales; Cucurbitaceae. Gene Ontology annotation, cellular component: COP9 signalosome. The transcript has 10 exons.